ACAUUUCAGUCUCUUGCGAUAGGAGGAAGUGACUCGGAGGAGGAAACGGAAAAAGAGCGAUGAAUGUAGACAGCUCGCUUGUCAACAGCCAGCCUUCCGUAUCUGCGCACAAUACCAGUAAAUAAUAUAUUAUUAUUAUUAUAAUAAUUAUUAUUAUUAUUAUUAGUCCAGACGAGAAACUGUCCGCUCUGUCUUAAAGCUGCAACUGUAAUCUUCCGACCUCCCCCGGUGAGAAACGCUGUGCAGAGGAACAGAAACACAAAUAAGUAACAAUGGCGGAAAGUGCAGGAGAAGAAGUGUUUGACCAGCUUAUAGCCGGUCCUGCUACCGCUGCGGGGACCGGGCUCACCGGCGGCGGUACCGCGGAAACCCAGUUUCUGCCGAGCUUCGAGAACUCACUGGCGCCGGGUACCGGUAACCCCGCGGGGACCAGCCCGGGUCUGGUGGCCUCCACUGCCGCUGCGCCUGGGCUCGGUGCCGUGAGUGGUGUUGGUUCGGUUAGCGGUACCACUGGGGACGGCCCACAGGCUUCACCCUCUUUCGGUACCGCCAUUGGCAUGCUUGGCACGGCGGUAGGUACGGCCAUCCUUGCCCCCUCGUCCGGGAUCGGUUUAGGUCUCACCGGGACGAACCCCCCGAAUAUGGCCGGAGCGGGUAUGCUUUCCCAGCUUCACGCCACCUUCUGGGACCCGACCAUCAGCACGGACUGGGAUAGCGAGAAAGCGUCUCAGCAGUGUAUACUCAGGAUCAAAAGGGACAUCAUGUCAAUCUACAAGGAGCCCCCCCCAGGCAUGUUUGUGGUUCCCGACCCUCAUGACAUGACCAAGAUCCAUGCCCUGAUCACGGGCCCCUUUGAUACCCCUUACGAGGGCGGGUUCUUCCUCUUCCUGUUCCGCUGCCCCCCUGACUACCCCAUCCACCCCCCCAGGGUGAAGCUCAUGACCACGGGCAACAGCACGGUGCGAUUCAACCCCAACUUCUACCGCAACGGCAAGGUCUGCCUCAGCAUCCUGGGGACGUGGACCGGCCCGGCGUGGAGCCCGGCUCAGAGCAUCUCCUCGGUGCUCAUCUCCAUCCAGUCCCUGAUGACCGAGAACCCGUACCACAACGAGCCCGGAUUCGAGCAGGAGAGGCACCCCGGCGACAGCAAGAACUACAACGAGUGCAUCCGUCACGAGACCAUGAGGGUGGCGGUGAGCGACAUGCUGGACGGGAAGUGCCCCUGCCCCGAGGCCCUGUGGAGUGUGAUGGAGAAGUCCUUUCUGGAGUACUAUGAUUUCUACGAGGGAGUCUGCAAGGAGCGCCUUCACCUGCAGGGGCAGAGCAUGCAGGAUCCUUUCGGUGAGAAGAGAGGGCACUUUGAUUACCAGAACCUGCUCUCUCGGCUCAGAGCCAUCCAACAGCGCUUGAAGGAGAAAUGCCAGAGCCAGGAGAAGGAUGUGGACACGGACUCGGACUCGAGUUCAACAGGAACCGACCCCGACAGCCAGGGCAGCUCCAAGCCCUAGAAAGAGAGCGAGAGAAACUCUGGAACAGAACUCUUUCCGUAAGAGACGACAUUUUCUAGCUUAUCCGAACCUUUUUUCAGUAGGAGACAACAUUUUUAUUUCUAUUAUGUUUUGUUUGUUUUUCUUUCUUUUGGAAGUGGGACCUUCGUAGUGAUGGAUAUAAACUUCAGUACGGAAUUCGCUGAUUUCAAUAAAUACAUAAAUAAUAAUUAAUGAAAAAAAAAAAAGCAGUCGACGUUCUAGAGUGUUCUAGAGGGGUCUAGAAGAGAACGUUCUGGAAUGAGUCCCUGAGGUUUGUAGAGUUCUAAAAGCAGCUGUAAGUUCACAGGAGGAGAAAGGCGAUGGCUGCGUUUCUGCUUAUUUUCAAAGAUCGGUCUCUCUCUCUCUCUGUCCUUUGUGGAAUACGGCGCAAAAGAAUCCGGGAUUCAGAUCGGGACGAUGCAAAGCGUCGCACGAGAAUGUGGAGUCUGAAGCGGGAUCAGCGCUCCGAGGAACGCGGCUCCUUUAUCAGAGAUUGUGUGAAACGCCCCCUUGUGGCGGCGACAACCACCACCACCACCGAGCAAGACCGUGGACACAGAACCGCUCUGCAGAAGAGGAGAGAGACCUUUGCAAACUACUCACAGUUCUGUUUUUAUUUUGUUGAGUUAUUAUUGUUGUAGAUUUUGUUAAGGAGUAAAAAAAUAAUAAUUGAUGCAAAAAAAUAAUUGUUCAUGCAACAGGUAAGUUCAUUAUGUAUGUGUAUAUAUAUAGUGUGUUCCAUAAGUCCUGCAUCAAGGAUAACAUGACAUAUUGCUGGAGUGAAAUUGUCUGUUGCCUAGACUCCCCAGUUCUGUAAAAUGCACUAAAAUGUCAUUUGAAUUGCUAAAUUCCUUUUCUUACUACCUGAUGAUGUUUGCAGAGCAUCUGUAUUUUAUUGAUCCCAUCUUGAGUUGUGACCAUUUUUCAGGACUUGUUCCAUUUAAGUCAUGUGACAGUGAUUGCAGAGAGAUGCUUUUGAAUUAAUAAUAAUAAUAUUAAUGUUCAAAAAAUUAAAUCAGUGCCUAGUUUUAUUUUUUUACAAA
This is a messenger RNA of Acipenser ruthenus (sterlet), 2572 nucleotides long. RefSeq names its product ubiquitin-conjugating enzyme E2 Z. NCBI's taxonomy places the organism in Eukaryota, Metazoa, Chordata, Actinopteri, Acipenseriformes, Acipenseridae. Gene Ontology annotation, biological process: negative regulation of apoptotic process. The record is from RefSeq and is a predicted model, not a curated record. Bases 273 to 1508 code for a protein of 411 amino acids. Gene Ontology annotation, cellular component: nucleus. Gene Ontology annotation, molecular function: cysteine-type endopeptidase inhibitor activity; ubiquitin conjugating enzyme activity. The transcript is spliced from 7 exons.